Molecule: messenger RNA, 1533 nt
Organism: Rhipicephalus sanguineus (brown dog tick)
Lineage: Eukaryota; Metazoa; Arthropoda; Arachnida; Ixodida; Ixodidae
Gene: Crk
Product: adapter molecule Crk
Exons: 8
Coding region: 643-1500 (285 amino acids)
Molecular function (GO): protein binding
Source: RefSeq, a predicted model, not a curated record
AUGUUCUCUGUGGUGUUCAUUGGUUUUGUGUGCCUGUGUUUCCGAUUGUGCGUCGUUGUCGGAGCUCGUGGGCUUUAUAUUAUGCUACGCUUUUCGUGGUGAUGGUGCCCAGCGAUGGCCCUGCCCGAGUGGUGAUAUUCAGCGAAGCUCUGGUUCCGCUUAUCCUAAUAGUUCCGACAAAAAGGCGUCCAUUCGUCCGCGCGCUCUCGUCCUGCUGCGACGGUGGUGGUGUCGGCUCCCCGAUGCCCGCUAAGCCUAACUGUUGCCCGCAGCUACCGCAGUGGUGCUCCUGAUCGGCUUCGUGUACGAUACAGCUUAUCUGAAGACUCAUCCUCUCUACUGGCGCGCGAUCACUAGUACUGUGCUGCACCGCUGAGAAUAAACAACUACGACUGAUGUUCAGGUGCCGGAGCGCAGAUUUUGGAGCAUCUGUGUGACCCUCCCAGCUGCUGUGUUGUGACGAGGACGUGAUCGAUUCCGUGUGCCCAGACGCUGUCUAGCGGAAACACCGGCGUCUCCUCGAAUACGUGCGUGUGUGGUGUGCUUUCCGUGUUUCCUGGCGUCGUUUUUUUUUUUUUUUUUUCGUCUCGGUAACUUACCUGCCUUGACUGCGCUCCUGUGGCGUGGUUUGCAACGGGUGACAUGGCCGGGAGCUUCGAUCCGUACGAUAAGAACAGCUGGUUCUUUGGGCCUAUGUCCCGGCAGGAGGCGUCGGACCUGCUGAUGGCCGAGAAUGAAGUGGGUGUUUUCUUGGUCCGCAACAGUACCACCAUAUCAGGCGACCUGGUGCUUUGCGUUCGGGAAGAGAACAAGGUGAGCCACUACAUAGUGAACCGGGUGACACAGUUGGAGCAGACACGGUUCCGCAUUGGGGACCAGAUGUUCCCUGACAUACCGUCCCUGCUGAACUUCUACAAGCUGCACUACUUGGACACUACGCCACUCGUGAGGCCGGCUGCAAAGAAAGUGGAGAAAGUGAAAGCCAAAUACGACUUUGACGGGAGUGGUGACGCUGAUGACCUGCCUUUCAGAAAGGGUGAGGUACUGACAGUCAUCUCCAAAGAUGAAGACCAGUGGUGGACUGCACGCAACACUCUUGGGCACACAGGGUCCAUUCCUGUGCCAUAUGUUGAAAGGAUCGAUGAUGCCCAACUGCCCAACGAUGGCCACGGAUGGAACGGACCUGCAUCACCCCAGUUGGGAUCACCACCCGUGGCACCGCCAGCCGCCCGGAAUGCACCUGCUGGUGACCCCAUCAAGUACAACACCCCAUCCAAUGUGCAGAGGAAGCUGCCUGCCAGGGCCAGGGUGAAACAAGCUCGUGUUCCAAAUGCCUACGACAAGACAGCUCUCAAGUUGGAGGUUGGCGACAUCAUCACGGUGACCAAGACCAACAUCAACGGCCAGUGGGAAGGGGAGCUCAAAGGUCGUGUCGGACACUUUCCAUUCACACACGUCGAGUUCAUCGACUCGGAGAACCCGGACGAUGACGAAUCGUAGCUUCUUCAUUGCAACUCUUGCCAACUUUGCUCC